Molecule: messenger RNA, 1176 nt
Organism: Cutaneotrichosporon cavernicola
Lineage: Eukaryota; Fungi; Basidiomycota; Tremellomycetes; Trichosporonales; Trichosporonaceae
Exons: 3
Coding region: 1-1176 (391 amino acids)
Cellular component (GO): peroxisome
Molecular function (GO): L-alanine:glyoxylate transaminase activity; L-serine:pyruvate transaminase activity
Source: RefSeq, a predicted model, not a curated record
AUGUCGUCCGCACAAGAGUUCCAACAGGCUCCUCACAAGCUCCUCGUUAUUCCUGGCCCCAUUGAAGUGGACAACAGGAUCCUCUACGCCAAUGCGUCGCCCUCGGUCUCGCACGUCUCGCCGGCGUUUAUCUCCAUCUUCGGCGACUGCCUGCGCAUGCUCCGCACGAUUCUCUACGCUGAGAAGACCGGCCAGCCGUUCAUGAUCGCCGGCUCGGGCACCCUCGGCUGGGACCAGACCGCCGCCAACCUCGUCGAGCCAGGAGAAGAGGUUGUCGUCCUCAACCACGGUUACUUCGGCGACUCGUUUGCCGAGUGCCUUGAGGCCUACGGUGCCAAGGUCACCGUCCUCAAGGCACCCAUCGGCGGCAUCGUCGACGAGAACGAGCUCGUCAAGGUCCUCAAGGAGAAGAAGGUCAAGCUCGUGACCAUCACCCACGUCGACACGUCGACCGGCGUCCUCUCGCCCGUGGAGCGUUACUGCGAGCUCAUCCACAAGACCUCGCCGGACACCCUCAUUGCCAUCGACGCCGUGUGCGCCGCCGGCUCCGAGGAGAUCCGCUUCGACGACUGGGGACUCGACGUCGUCGUCACCGCGCCGCAGAAGGGUCUCGGUGUGCCUCCCGGUCUUUCGCUCGUCAUGGCCUCCAAGAAGGCCCUCGGCGUCCUCGAGAAGCGCAAGGCUCCCGUCACCGCCUACUACGCCUCGUGGCGCCGCUGGCUCCCGAUCAUGCAGGCUUACGAGGCCGGCCAGCCCAAGUACUUUGCCACUCCUCCCGUUCAGCUCGUCAACGCCCUCCACGUCGGCCUCAAGCAGGUCCUCGAGGACAAGCCCUCGCUUGAGGAGCGCUUCAAGGUCCACAAGCAGGUCUCCAACUACGUCAAGGACGAGCUUGAGAAGAUGGGCUGCGGCUUUGUCCCCCUCGACCGCGCCAACUCGGCCAACGGCAUGACCGCUGCCCGCUACCCCAAGGGUAUCACCGCUGCCGACGUCCUUGGUCCCCUCGCCGAGCGCGACAUUGUCGUCGCUGGUGGCCUCCACAAGGAAAUUGCGUCCGAGUACUUCCGUGUCGGCCACAUGGGUGUCACCGCCGUCGACCAGCAGCGUGGCGACAUUGAGAAGAUCCUCAAGAAUGUCAAGGAAGUCCUUGACAUCGCCCGUGCCAAGCAGGCAUGA